GCCCGGCACAGACCCACAGCGGGGCCGCCGCUGCCCGCCCUGCCCGGCCGCCGGCUCCGCGGCCUCCGCCGAUAUGAAUUACUCUAGGUUCAUCACCACUGUGAGUGCAGCAAGAAAAGCAUCUCCAAUAAGACUGCUGAUCUGUCCUAACAGUAUAUCCCUGGGCCCACCAAACACCUAUUUAAUCCAAGCAGAAAGCUGAAUUGAUGCAGAAAUCGCCUCCAUCUCUCAUCUCUCUGGCUGGAGGGGCACCAAAUCCUAAUGUUUUUCCAUUUAAGAGGGCAACUGUUGACAUUGGACAUGGAACUCCUAUUGAGAUUGGGGAAGAUCUGAUGAAGAGGGCCCUCCAGUACUCAGCCUCAGCAGGGAUUCCAGAGCUGCUGUCUUGGCUAAAAGAUUUCCAGCGGAACUUACAUGAUCCCCCCACAGCCAACUACAGUCCUGAGCAAGGACAGAUGGAAGUGUGUGUCACAACCGGCAGCCAGGAAGGCUUGUGUAAAGUGUUUGAAAUGCUCAUUAAUCCUGGAGACAACAUCCUUUUGGAUGCACCCACAUACUCUGGGACACUAGCAGCUCUGAGACCCUUGGGUUGUAAUAUAAUUAAUAUUCCUAGUGACCAACAUGGCAUUAUUCCAAAAGCUUUAAAAGAAAUUCUGUCUGCUUGGAGCCCAGAGGAUGUAAAAAAUUGUAGCAAUCACAUCCCCAAAUUCCUGUACACUAUUCCAAAUGGAUGCAACCCAACUGGCAACUCACUGACUCCAGAGCGCAAAAAGGAGAUUUACCAGCUUGCAAGAAAAUAUGAUUUUCUCAUAAUAGAAGAUGAUCCCUACUACUUUCUUCAAUUUGAAAAGCCGUGGGCUCCAACUUUCCUCUCAAUGGAUGUGGAUGGCCGAGUUAUCAGGACCGACUCUUUCUCUAAAAUUCUCUCAUCUGGUUUAAGAAUAGGUUUUCUGACGGGUCCCAAGCCUCUCAUCGACAGAGUUGUUCUACACAUUCAGGUGUCAACAAUGCACACCAGCACUUUCACACAGAUUAUGAUAUCACAGCUGCUUCAGCAGUGGGGACAGAAGGGUUUCUUGGAGCAUAUAGACAGAGUAGUGGACUUCUACAGGAUCCAGCGGGAUGCAAUGCUCACUGCUGCUGACAAGUGGUUAAAAGACUUGGCGGAAUGGUACCCUCCUGCUGCUGGCAUGUUCUUAUGGAUCAAAAUUAAGGGUAUUUCUGAUACACAGCAGCUGAUAAUGGAAAAGGCUUUAAAGAAAGAAGUAUUACUGGUUCCUGGAGGAGCAUUCAAUAUUGAUAGUUCAGAGCCUAGUUCUUAUGUCAGAGCCUCCUUCUCUCUGCCUUCUCCUGCCCAGAUGGAUCUGGCCUUCAAGAGACUGGCUGACCUUAUAAAAGAAUCUUUGUGAAAAAGUUAAAUAGAGCUCUUGAAGUAAUAAAAAUCAUCUCCAGAAAAUAUUUACUAACAUUUGGAUUUUAUCAGAACACUUAAUAAGCAAGCAAAAUACAGUGGAUGUUUCCUUAGGUAUUUUCAGCUAAAAAACAGAUAGAAAAUUAAAGUGAAAAACAAUUUACCAAAUCUUUUUUGACAGGACAUUGCAUUACUAAAUUUGUCCAAUUCAGAAACAUUUAAAAUACUUAAAACAAAAAUGUUCUAUUUCCUGUAAAAUCCAUAGUUUUGUUAGAUUUUAAAUGAUUUUUAUUCUGACUUUUGUUUUCCAUUUGAGUUGGGAAAUAGAAAUCGUUUACUUAGAAAGUUGCACUUGAGGUGGUCUUAGCCACUAUUACUUCUCACUAUUAAUCUCAACUAAUACAUUCCUCCAAAAUCUUAUGCUGGAAUUGUCUCAUGUCACUUCCAUUCUUGUCCUACUGUGUGGCAUCUGGUUUUAACUAUUUGAGGAUCAGUAUUUAAUUUUACUGAAGUUUUGUCAGAUAAAGCUGAUGUACGUAUGCUAAAAAGAUUGAAACUGAUCUAGAAAAAUGAGUCUAUGAUUAUAAAUAAACUGAGGUCUCUUGCAAUUUGCAAGGGCAUUGCAGCUCAUUCUCUGAUUUGUGAAAGGUAUUCCAAUUGCUGGUUCUCACUUCAGUCUGUGAAUAAUUACUCCGCAUCUAUGUUAGAAAAUCUCUGGUUUGCCAAGGCAUGUGGAUGUGCUAAAGGAACUACUCUUGGUUAUUCGAUCAGAUGUGGUUUGGAAUGGAAAGUGUAAGUAACUGAAAGGGCAUAUGGUGGAAUGGACACUACCCUGACACUUCCAGAUGCAAACAGAAUGAAAAAAUAAAGAAACAUUUCAGUC
Poecile atricapillus (Black-capped chickadee) is the source of this 2294-nucleotide messenger RNA. RefSeq names its product aminoadipate aminotransferase (gene AADAT). The transcript is spliced from 15 exons. Gene Ontology annotation, biological process: biosynthetic process. NCBI's taxonomy places the organism in Eukaryota, Metazoa, Chordata, Aves, Passeriformes, Paridae. The record is from RefSeq and is a predicted model, not a curated record. Gene Ontology annotation, molecular function: L-kynurenine:2-oxoglutarate transaminase activity; pyridoxal phosphate binding. Bases 207 to 1409 code for a protein of 400 amino acids.